Macrosiphum euphorbiae (potato aphid) is the source of this 537-nucleotide messenger RNA. NCBI's taxonomy places the organism in Eukaryota, Metazoa, Arthropoda, Insecta, Hemiptera, Aphididae. The record is from the annotation of a GenBank genome assembly.
AUGGCGAAUUUUUCGUCACCGAUGCCGUCCAGAGAGUUCUUGUGGGACGUGUUUCAGAGGGUUGACAAAGAUAGAAGUGGAUUCAUCUCGUCUGAUGAACUGCAAAUGGCACUUUCCAAUGGAACAUGGACUCCAUUCAAUCCGGAAACCGUACGUCUUAUGAUAGGCAUGUUUGACAAGCAUAAUCGAGGAACUGUAUCUUUUGACGACUUUGGUGCCUUAUGGAAGUAUGUAACUGAUUGGCAAUCAUGUUUUCGAUCAUUUGACCGUGAUGGCUCCGGCAAUAUAAAUGUAUCCGAACUCAAAGAUGCUCUAUCGUCGUUCGGUUAUAGACUCGGUGAACAAAUUGUAUCAGUUAUGCUCAAGAGAUUUGACCGCUUUGGUCGUGGCACUAUACUUUUUGAUGAUUUUAUACAAUGCUGUGUUGUGUUACAUACCUUAACUGCUGCAUUCCGUCAAUUUGAUACAGAUCAAGAUGGAUAUAUUACUAUUCAUUAUGAACAAUUUUUAAACAUGGUAUUUGGCUUGAAAAUUUAA